Bombus terrestris (buff-tailed bumblebee) is the source of this 2541-nucleotide messenger RNA. RefSeq lists its product as uncharacterized. The record is from RefSeq and is a predicted model, not a curated record. NCBI's taxonomy places the organism in Eukaryota, Metazoa, Arthropoda, Insecta, Hymenoptera, Apidae. The transcript is spliced from 3 exons. The coding region runs from base 326 to 808 and encodes 160 amino acids.
GCGUUCCGCGGCGCGGCCUACCAUUUAUCUGUCAAAACUGGUGACGGUCGGCCGAUCGGCAAUGAACCGGCUUAUGCGUGCUUGUUGAUUGUUUUUGCGCCGAGGUUUUUAGGUUAUCUAAACGAAUACAUUACCGAAAGACGUGCGUGUACGUUUUGUGCGUUCAACAUUGGGUUUCCCGAGCGGCGGCACAAACGCAUCGAUCGUGAGUGUACUUUGAAUACUUUAGUUGAUUAUUAUUAUUAUGUGAUCGUGAAUCAGGAAGGGCCGAGAAGAAAUACAAAGAGCAAGCGUCAACACCGAAGAGGGAAAAAAAGAAAGCAAGAUGCGAAACAUUCGAGGCAAUGUUUUCUGCUAUCUCAUCGUGGCACUGCUUUUUCUAGCGCCAUCCAGUUACGCAGAUGUUUCAGCCGAAAAUGCGACGACAAGCCAAUUUCAACGAUGCGACAUCAACAAAGCGACGGAUCAGUGUGGCGAAAACGAAAGAUGCUUUAAAAAUUCGGAGAACGAAGAAGCACAAUGCAGAUGCGUGAGAGGUUUCGAAGCGGACGGAGGCCAGUGUGUCCAGGUUACUACAUUUCGCAACGUAAUUAUCGAUCAGUCAACGAUCGAAGUCCACUCAGGAGGUAGUUCCAUAGCUGCUGGCUUGUUUAUACUGACUUUCCUCAUAGUAAUGAGCGUGUUACUGUAUUUCGUGGAGAAGCGAUAUAAGUGGUUGCAACGAGUUCGACAGCUUCGUUCAAAUCAUUACGGCAAUGUGCUAGUCACAAGAGACGACGACGACGAUGACGAUUCACCGAUAGCGUAAGCUGGUACCUAAUAGUAAUUAAUACGUGUGCCGUGUACAAAGUGCGAAAGUUUUUAACAAAAGCACGAACUUUAACGCAAAGACGCUCAGUUACACAAUUCAUAAUUUGAAGCGACAAGCUUUGAGUUACCGCUGCGUGGAUCGCCUUACCGAAUAACCGCAAUAAAAAUCUAGUACCGGUUCAUGUCCAAUUCCCUCGUCUUUCCGGGCGAGUUGUAAGGAAAUUUCGAUCGAUUUCUCUAUCGAUUUCUAUCGAGUUCUAUAGGCAACGUAUUUAACCGCUUAUACCUCCGUGAUCGUGACUUGGACUAUUCGACAUUUCGAGAAUCGAACAUUGAACGUCGCGCAUGAACGUCUUCUCUUGGAGCUUGUUACGCUUAGGGAACAAUAUUGUGUAACUCUGUGUACCUAUAUAUGGAGGGAAGGUUUAGAUACCAGGUAUGUGCGAAGCAAAAUAUCGUCGAACUGAAUUAAGAGGCUAAAUGUAAACGAGUGUUAGUGUAAGUAGACGCGUUUUAUGCCGAUAAACACAAAUCUUUCAUCUUUGAACGUGUAAAACAUAUCCAUUCACAUGGUAAUUACACAUAUGUACGUUUCUAAAGGUAAAAAGACGUUUCAUUGACGACCAUAUUGGCAGCGUUAUUGAUAAUCUCACGAUAUUUAUGUCGCUAUUAUUUAACGAUUGAAAAUGGAGAACAUUUGCAUAAGAAUACCGCUACUUACACGAUCACUGAUUCUACGUUUAUAUAUAAUACAAUGGUUAUAAAGGAUACGGGAUAACUGACUGCGGUUUCGAUAGUUUGUAAGAACAUAUUGAAAGCAUAAUUUUUUACGAUAACGUUAAGAAGCUGGUCAGUAAACUUUAACACGUUAUUGAUAUGUUGUAUAAAAUCGGCGAUUAUCGGCCCAUCUUUCGCUGUAUACAAAAUUUAGCAUGAAUUACACAUUUACAUUCUCAACUGUAUCUUCGAUCAUGCAAUGAAAUUUGUGCGUGCGACGCGAUUAAACGUCGAUCCGAUAAUUUUAUAGACUGUCUUCCUUUGCAAGAUUGCGUAUAAAUUUAUAUUAUUGUUUGCCAACGCUGAAACUUUUUGGAAACCGACGAUACAUUCGGGAUAUCGAAUCGUGUCGCGUGGAUAAAGUUUUACCGUUUUCUCUGAAUGUCUUGUUCUUUCGAGGAUAACUCUCAAACGGAUGUCGCUUUACCAAAGAAUAAACAUUUCAGAAUCUAAAUUACGAUAUACAUGCGUGCCAGCUGCAAGCAAAGGCAUCCCUUUGUUACACGUAUAUAUGUCAUUUUAUAAUCCUAAUUAAUUAAUAAUAUAUAUUGCGUAUAGUACACUGUCUACCGCAUAAUUACCAUAUAUUAUGUAAUAUAUAAUUAACUAAUUAUCAUUAAAAUUCAUUCUGUCAUGUAUGAUUAGUACACUCCCUAGAUAUUCCUGCAAUGUUAUUAAUUAACCGCGAGGGGAGUCGAUGAAUUUUGUCUUUGUUACGAGUCGAAGGGAGUUAACUUUUAAACUGCAAGACGUUUAGACAUUGCUACACUCAUACCAAAAGAACGUUGCAUUUCUUAUCGCGCUCGGUAUUGUUUUUGUAAUAUAAAGAAAUUUGUAAAUAACUUUCCGCCAUUCCGCGGGUGCGUAUUCUUGCCAGCCAAUCAGUCUCUUUCCUAUAGCGUAUAAUAAUCUAAUUGUGAUUCUGAGGAAAAUCGCAUAUACAUACACGAAUAU